Messenger RNA from Octodon degus (degu), 2092 nucleotides. RefSeq names its product fibroblast growth factor 1 (gene Fgf1). The coding region runs from base 543 to 1007 and encodes 154 amino acids. Gene Ontology annotation, cellular component: cytoplasm. Gene Ontology annotation, biological process: regulation of cell migration; positive regulation of cell population proliferation; positive regulation of gene expression. Lineage: Eukaryota; Metazoa; Chordata; Mammalia; Rodentia; Octodontidae. Gene Ontology annotation, molecular function: growth factor activity; fibroblast growth factor receptor binding. The record is from RefSeq and is a predicted model, not a curated record. The transcript has 5 exons.
UAGCAUUCAGCGCCCUUGCAGGGGUCCAAGAAGGUGGCCUUGCCACCAGCUCCUCCACCCACCUCCCCAGUAGCUCAGAGCUGGGAGGCCACCUGCUACUGGGUGGUGUGGAGUGUUUCCCACAGUUCUCCCUCCCUCAGGCUCCCUUGGGUUCUGUUCACACUAGGAAGGGAGCACAAGUGAAUCCAACAGCCUGGGGGAUCAGGACAUCGCCUCUUUUUCCUGAAGGACACUCCCUUCAGAUCGUGAAUGGGAACUCCCUUCCCCCUGCAGCAGCCGGCCACAGCCGUCCUGACGUCCUGACGGUCCAGUGUGAAUGCUGCAGCAGCCGCCACGCCACAGCCACAAGAAAAGCGCCCCAGAGCCAAGGCAGAGAGCCGCAGUAACCCAGAGGCUCAGAGAGCCGGCUUGGGGCUGCUGGGAAGCAGCCACAGCAAGGUGAGGGGGACAGACGGAGCCCAGCAGAGCGCAGCAAGUGGAUGCAGUUUCCUCUGGGACAGCUUUUCAGUACUGAGAAUACCACAAUAAGCCGCUGCUGAGCCAUGGCUGAAGGAGAAAUCACAACCUUCACAGCCCUGACUGAGAAGUUUAAUCUGCCUCCAGGGAAUUACAAGAAGCCGAAACUGCUCUACUGCAGCAAUGGGGGCCACUUCCUGAGGAUCCUUCCAGACGGCACUGUGGACGGCACAAGGGACAGGAGCGACCAGCACAUUCAGCUGCAGCUCAGUGCGGAAGGCGUGGGGGAGGUGUAUAUAAAGAGCACCGAGACCGGCCAGUUCUUGGCCAUGGACACCGAUGGGCUUUUGUACGGCUCGCAGACACCAAGUGAGGAAUGCUUAUUCCUGGAAAGACUGGAGGAAAACCAUUACAACACCUACACGUCCAAGAAGCACGCAGAGAAGAAUUGGUUUGUUGGCCUCAAGAAGAACGGAAGCUGCAAACGUGGUCCUCGGACUCACUAUGGCCAGAAAGCAAUCCUGUUCCUACCCUUGCCAGUCUCUGAUUAGAGAAAUCUGUGCUGGGUGUCGACCACUCCAAAGGAGUCUUGAGGGACCCUCGCCUGGUAGACCCCAAAAUGUUCCCCUGACCAUUGGCUGCGCUAACCCCCAGCCCACAGAGCUUGAAUUUGUAAGCAGUACACUUCUCCAUGCCCAGUUUACUUUUUCGCAGAGCCCUUUACCCCAGCACAGUUUGGGACAGAAGAACCAAAUUGCCUCUAGGGACCAGCUGGCCAGCCUGAGUCUGGGGCUGGGGGCCCAGGGGCCUCGGGGCACGGCGGCAGGCUGAGCCUGUCAGAGCAAAGUGAAGUGUUAAGGGGUCUGCUGAGUGGGUCCCUAGUAACCCUACUACUGCCUGCUACUAAGUAAGCCUUGGCUGAAGCCCCCCAAAUAGCUACCCUGGCUGCCUUUUCCCUGUUCAAUAUUCCACAAAUGUUAGCAGAAAGGCUGAUUUCGAGGUUAGAAGAAGGCAGCAUUCCAUGACAGAAACGAGGACAGAGAAAUCAAGCACAGACAGGAUCUGAAAUGAAACGGGAGACUGUACGUUGGCAGGCAGUUCAGAAGGCGGAUCCCAAUACAGAGAGCUGAGGUGGGGAGGCUUGGCCCCCGGAAGGCAGACUGAAGGCCGUGCCACUGGACUUCCCACAGUUAUGAGCGGCACUGGAAGCCUCUGGCAUCUGGAGAGAGCGGGCACCAGACACGGUUUCUUAGUAAAAGCAAUGAUACCGAGGUUGGGGAGUUCAGCUGGAUCUAGAGGUGGGAAUAGGGAGGGCAUGGGGGUGCUGUCCUCCAAAAGGGAUGACUUUAGAAGCAAGCACAGAGAAGGUGACACCACUGCUUGUGCUUAGCCACCAAGAGGCAGAGGUCCCAGGGUCCUGGCAUGGGGCUCCCCCCUCAGAUGCACUUACAGCUCCCCUGGAGACCUGGCUUGAGGGUAGAUACUGAUGGGGAGGGGCUGGGAGCAGCUUUUGUCUCCACAACCUCCCACGUCCUACAACUGCAGCUGCUUUCCCCCACCAUCCUACAAGGAGCAGAUCCUAAAGAACAGUAUUCAAAUAAAGGUGGCUAAAUCCCUGAACCUCACUGCCUCUGCC